Linum trigynum is the source of this 1109-nucleotide messenger RNA. NCBI's taxonomy places the organism in Eukaryota, Viridiplantae, Streptophyta, Magnoliopsida, Malpighiales, Linaceae. The record is from the annotation of a GenBank genome assembly.
GCCCAAAGUUCUCUGUGGCGCCCACUAUAUUCCUGUAGACUAACUAGAAAUCCCAGCAGCAGCUUCCCCCAUUGUAUUGCUUUACCGCUUCUGCAAAUCAUGUGAUUUCCUCCUUUAUUUUUAGGUAUAAAAGACCCAUCUAGUAUUUGCAUCCUGAAAGCAUCACAUCAGCAACACUCUUCUCACAAAUAUCUUUCUUCACACAGUUUGGAGAUAUUUCUCACACUUUCUGGUUUGUGUUCUGUGGCUGUGAUUCAGUAUAAGGUUUGAGGAGCAAGGGAUAUUUUUUUUUGCUUUCUACGCGAAAGGUCGUGGUCAUGUCUGGGAUCAUCGAUAUGUGGACCAGCGAAGUAGCCAGGCUGAAAGAGAAUGGCCAGUCCAUUUGGUCAGGUCGCUACCCUCCGAGUGCUGCUGAAAAUGUGGAUGAAUCCAGGAAGACGGAGGAAGGUGGCAAGUGGGCGACGACUACUGCUGGUGUUACAGGUUUUGUCCAGAGGUUGAGUGCCGGAGUGAAGCUUCCUCCUGCUUUCCAGUGCUCCGAAGCUUCCUUGUCGAUGCUUCUCGACAACUUGAGCGCUUAGAACACUUUGGUUAUUCUGGAUUAAGAAGUCAUUGUUGGCUUUUUUUCAUUUUUACCUUCUUCGUCUUGCUUAAUGUGAUGGUUUCUUGUUUUGAAGAAGAGGAAAAGCCCCUGUGUAAAUUAUGGCUUUCCCUCGUCUCCGUGAUAAAUAAAAAGUUGUUUACUUUUGUGAGACAAUUCUAUGGGAUUUCUAGUUGAAAGUACACGUAAAACAGUUAAAAAUCCAAUCUCAAUUACGACUUCACAACUAUACAGCAUUUCCAACUAUACUGAAUUACAGUCGAGCGCGUGUAUGAUAACUCUAUUACAACUCGAAAACGUAGUUGGAACUCAAUUAGAUGGAUUUUGGUUCUCGGCAAUUUAACUCGGACAAUACUUGGGAGACGAAAAGGAUGGAGCAAUUUGAUGCGGCAAAGGAAAUACACUGACAUGACGAGAAAUGUAACUCGCAGGCAGUAUCUGAAGACCAACUCUUGACGGAUUUCAGUUCACAGAAAUCUAAGGUGAAAAAAAAAUUGACAGCUGUGGG